AUGAUCGAAACCGCCGUAUCUGUAUCCAAGUCGGUCCAAUUUGAAACCUCAGAGAAACCGGACUCAGUCCUCACCUUCCUCAGAGAUUACGGAUUUACCAAUGCCCAAAUCUCUAAACUCAUCAGAAAUCGGCCAACGCUUCUCUUAAUUGAUCCGGAGAAAAUCCUUAAGCCCAAAUUCGCGUUCUUAUAUUCUGUAGGGUUUUCUCCACCUGACCUUCCAACGAUUCUCUGUCGACAGUCGGGUUUAUUGGCAUAUAGCUUAGAAAACCAAAUUAUACCUUGUUUCGAGUAUCUUAAGGUAGUUCACAGUUCACACAAACAACAAUGUCGUCACCGUUCUCAAACGCUUGAGUUGGACUUUUGGAUCAUCUAUGCAGAAGGGUAUGGACAACAACACCACGAUCCUUCGCGAAUCAACGAUGAAAAGAAAUUGGAUACCUUUAAGAAGUGUGGUUGGUCUGAAGACGAUAUUACCUCAAUGAUAAAAAGACAAUAUCUUUGCUUGGUGCUUUCAGAGAAGAAGAUAGAAAGAGGGAUGGGCUUUCUGACGAACAAAAUGGGUUUGGAACCUUCAUUCAUUGCCAGGCACCCAAUGCUUCUCUGUUUUAGCUUGGAGAAGAGGAUGAUUCCAUGGUAUUCAGUCAUACAAGUUUUGCUAUCAAAGGGACUCAUUAACAAGGAUGUCAGCGUGGUUCAAGCUCUCUUGUUGAGUAAGAGUCGUUUCAUGAACAAGUUUGUAAUUAGAUACCAGAAGGAAAUUCCAGAGCUUCUGAAGAUAUUUGAAGGUGAGAUGGUAUUUGGAACUAAUCAAAGGGUCUGAGGAGAUGGAAAGCUGAAAGUUUUGGAGAAUUAGGUUUACAGAUUACUGAAGAUAUUUGAAGGUGAGAUGGACUACUUGGAACUAAUCAAAGGGUCUAAGGAAAUGGACAGCUGAAGAAGUUUCAGAGAAUUAGGUUUACAGAUUUCUUUAAGAUUUUCAAUACCCAGCGUUUCCCAAUUUGAGAGCAUUCUACUUUUUCUGUUUCACUGAAUUUUCUUUCUACACCAUUGUGUUUUUCCUUCAAUCUCACCUAUAAUGAUCAAGAAUAGAGGGUUCCAUACUUCCAUGUAUAGAGGUUGAAGACCAUGGAGACAAACAGAAAAGGGAAAAGGCUUGUUUGGAGUCUGUGGAUGAAACUUAGGCAUUUAGAUACUGUUGUAGCUCAUAUAUUUUUAGUGGGUUAUGCAUGAUGCUGUGUCUGAGGCCCAAAAUUUGGCGAGUAAUGAUUUCCGGUUACUUUCUUCCAAGCAAGAAUGAUAUAUGGGAAGUUGGGAACCUGAUAGGGGCCUUUCAACUACUACAUGCAGGUUCAAAUUUGAGAGAAGUCAAUUUGUGCGAAAAAAGAAAUGCUGAAGUCUAGGACUGCAUCUGGUUUACCUAGAUAGCUGGGUAGCUGGGAUGAA
Molecule: messenger RNA, 1445 nt
Organism: Nelumbo nucifera (sacred lotus)
Lineage: Eukaryota; Viridiplantae; Streptophyta; Magnoliopsida; Proteales; Nelumbonaceae
Source: RefSeq, a predicted model, not a curated record